AACUAAAGAGUAGAGUAGUGGAGGGACCUCCGACCUGUUCCAGUCUGUUGAAUGUCGGCUUCUUCCCCCCUUAUUUUCUAGUACUACUUCAAAACCUUUUUUCCAUUUCCUUUCCCAAUUUUUUCUCUUUUUCCUUAAUCUUACAAUAAUCAGAUAUUUUUCUCCUCCCUCUAUGGAAUUACCGUUUCUUUUUCUUCUAAAACUCUAUCUUGAACUAAAAAUCACUCCUUUCCUACCCAACAAGAUUCUUUAUUUUUAACUGAUUUUUUAAAUUUUUGACUAUUUAUAGUUUUACCACUCUUUUUUGAGGAAUAUGUGAUUCAAAGAAGUGGGUUUUAAUUUUAUUGCUAUUUAAUGAAGUUUGAAGUUAUUAUCACUUCAAUUUGAUUGGUUGAAGAAGCUUCUGAUCUCCUUGAUCUUUGGAGUAGCUUCUAUCCAUUAAUUGGGUAUUUUGUUGGGUUGAUUUUGAUGAAACUGGAGCUGAAAUGGUUGUGUAAAUUGAGCUUAAAUUAGUGAUUAAUAUGAUUGGAAUGGUGAAAACAAUGCUGGGUUUGAUUGUUUUCUGUUUAAAAUUGUAGUAAAGAAGAAAAAGAUUAUUUUUUUGGGUAAUUAUUUUGUGGGUUUGAUUGUUGAAAGUGGGUUUUUGCAAUCAUGAAAGCUCCUACAAAUGGUGUCAUUGCUCACUCUGGAGAAGGUGAUGAAGCUUAAUUUUAAUAAUAAUUUAUUAUUUCUUUUUAUUGUUUGAUAUUUUUAUUGAGUUGGGUUUAAUCUUGUUUUUAUUUGGAAUUAUAAUUUCCCAAAAUUUCAUUUUUUGCAAGAUUUUGGGUGAUAGUUUUGUUGAUGGUUUGAUUGAAUUUCUGUGGUGAUUUAUUUGGAAUAUAAUUUCCCAAAUAUUUAUUUAAAAUUAUAAGCCCUUUUUAUUUUGAUUAGCAAAAGUAUUUUAUCUUUUUGGUGCUUGGCAUCAAUAUUUUGGCUUUGUGCUUACCUUUGUUGUUUGCAUAUAUCCUGAAGCAUAAAAGAACAUAAUCCAUCCAAAAUAAGGAGAAAAUAAAAAGAAAAUUCAAAAUAAAACAGAAAGAAAGAAAGAAAAAAGGAGAGCAUAAUCAAUAACAGGAUAAAGAUUGAAGUUGACAUUUUUGUUCCACUUGCAACUCUAAAGGAGCCCUGAAACUCCUGCUUUCAUCUAUCUUUUUCAAUACCUCUAGCCAUUAUUAUUUCUUUGCUAAUAGAAUACUUCUAUGUUUAUCAAUAUAUCUAACUGUUUCCAAUUUACAAGAUAUGUGUAUCAUAGAGGGAAAAGCUAUAAAUUCAGAGUUGUGGCAUGCCUGUGCUGGACCGCUUGUUGCUGUGCCUCCUGUUGGAAGUCUUGUUGUUUACUUUCCACAAGGCCAUAGCGAGCAAGUAGCAGCUUCUAUGCAAAAGGAGACUGAUGGCAUUCCAAGCUAUCCAAAUCUUCCAUCUAAGUUGAUUUGCAUGCUCCACAAUGUCACAUUACAUGCCGAUCCAGAAACCGAUGAGGUGUAUGCACAAAUGACUCUUCAACCUGUUAAUAAGUAUGAUAGGGAAGCUUUGCUUCAAUCUGAGUUGGCUCUUAAACAAAGCAGGCAGCCUGCCGAGUUCUUCUGCAAAACUCUAACAGCUAGUGACACAAGCACACAUGGGGGAUUUUCUGUUCCUCGUCGAGCUGCUGAUAAGAUUUUUCCUCCGUUGGAUUUCUCUAUGCAACCUCCUGCUCAAGAGCUAAUGGCUAAAGAUUUACACGGCCAAGCAUGGACCUUUCGACAUAUAUAUCGAGGCCAGCCAAAAAGACAUUUGUUGACUACAGGAUGGAGUGUUUUUGUCAGCUCUAAGAGAUUAUUUGCUGGUGAUUCUGUUCUCUUCGUAAGAGAUGAAAAAUCACAUCUUCAAUUAGGUAUACGGCGUGCAAACAGACAGCAGCCUGCCCUUGCUUCAUCUGUUAUAUCUAGUGACAGCAUGCAUAUCGGAAUUCUUGCCGCUGCAGCUCAUGCUGCUAGUAAUAACAGUCCAUUCACAAUUUUUUAUAAUCCGAGGGCUAGUCCAGCUGAGUUUGUAGUUCCCUUGGCUAAGUAUAAUAAAGCACUAUACUCCCAAGUUUCUCUCGGAAUGCGAUUCAGGAUGAUGUUUGAAACUGAGGAGUGUGGGGUACGUAGGUACAUGGGUACAAUAACAGGCAUCAGUGACCUUGAUCCUCUGCGAUGGAAAAACUCUCAGUGGCGUAACCUUCAGGUUGGCUGGGAUGAAUCUACAACUGGGGAGAGACCAAGUCGAGUUUCCAUUUGGGAUAUUGAGCCCGUUGUCACACCUUUCUACAUAUGUCCCCCGCCAUUUUUCAGACCAAAGUUCCCUAAGCAGCCAGGGAUGCCAGAUGACGAGUCCGACCUGGAGAGCCUGUUUAAGACUGGUAUGCCUUGGCUUGGUGAUGCCUUUGGCAUGAAAGACAUGCCUAACUCAAUAUUUCCCGGCUUGAGUCUGGUCCAGUGGAUGAGCAUGCAACAAAAUAACCAGUUUCCUGGUGCGCAGGCCGGAAAUUUCUCAUCCAUGCAUACAGCAUCUGCCUUGCACGGCAGCCUGGGUGUCGAUGAUCCGUCCAAGUUGUUGAACUUCCAAGCUCCAUCUCUGUCUAUGCCGAAUCUUCAGUUCAAUAAAGCCGUCCAACAAAAUCAAAUGAGUCAGGUACAGCAGCAACCUGCAUCCUGGUCCCAGCAGCAGCAGCUACAGCAAUUGCUGCAGAGUCCUCUUACCUCGCAGCCGCAGCAGCAACAACAGCUGCCGAAGCAACAAUUGCAGCAGCAACAACCAGCACCACAAAAGCAGCAAAUAACGCAAUCGACAUUUGUAAACAGUGGUCUUGCUUCACCUAGCCAGAAUUUAAGUCAGAAUUUGCCUCAGCCUCACAUUUACAGUCAGCUUCAUCACCUGCCGGUGCUAGGAGUAAAUAACCAGACCCCACCAAAUAUUUCAUCCAAUAAAGACUCUACACUAACAUCAUUACCGCCAGAUACGCAGUUUCAGCAACAAACAGAACAGCAAGCUAAUGUUGUGCAGAGACAUCAGCAGCUGCAAGUACAAUUGCAGCAGCCUUCACAGCCGUUACUUCAAGAGAGCCUGUCACAGAGGCCGCCUGUCCUACAGAACCUCUCUGAGCAUCAGCUUCAACUUCAACUGCUGCAAAAAUUACAGCAGCAACCUCAGGCAGAGCAGCAACAACUGCAGCAACAUCAACAGCAUCAUCAGAAAUCACACCCUUUGAUGUCGUCCACGAGUCCUCAGGUCCAGCCUCAAGUGACAUCCCAACUUCGUAUUGCUCAGCAAAACCAAAUUUUACCGCAGCAUCCGUUAAUGCAGUAUCAGCCACAACAAGUGGGUGUUAGCACUAUUCCCACAUCCGCGCUUGUGAAUUCUACUCCAAUAACAGCAGUCCAAAAUCAGGGGAUGCAGAGAACAAGUGGGAUAGUAAGAUCUAUAUCUGGCCCGACCAAUGGAGAUGCUCCAUCGUGCUCUACAUCACCGUCCACAAAUAACUGCCAGGUUCCUCAUUCAAGCUUUUUAACCCGGAAUCAGCCUGGGCGGAACUUGUUAGUUGAUCAUUCCAUCGUUGAGCCCAAUAGAAGCUUGGUGCAAGAUCUUCAAGAGAAGUCUGAUAUUAGGAUCAAGAAUGAGAUUCAAAGCUCAAAAGUAAUAGAGGCGCCAAGAAUCAAUGGCAUCAUCACUGAUCCAUUAGAAGCAUCCUCUUCUGUCACUUCAUACGGGUUGGACUUGAGUGGAUUUCAACAAAAUUUAUCCCUUCCGAGCUUUGGAUUGGAUGGUGAUGUGCAGUCUCACCCAAGGAAUAAUCUUCCUCUUUCAACGGGCAUGGAUGCUUUGACACCGGAAACCUUGUUGUCUAGGGGAUUUGACACAGGAAAGGAGCUCCAUAAUUUGUUUUCUAAUUACAAUAACGGCCCUACAGACAUCGAAACAGAAUUGUCAGCUGCUGCAAUGACUUCUCAGCCAUUUGGGAUUCCAAAUAUCCCGUUCAAGUCAGGGUGUUCGAAUGAUAUAGCAGCAAUUAAUGAUACUGCUGUUUUGGGUGGUGGGAUAUGGCCGAACCAGACUCAACAACGUAUGAGGACAUAUACAAAGGUGCAAAAGCGUGGCUCAGUUGGUAGAUCCAUUGACGUCACCCGUUACAAGGGAUAUGAUGAGCUUAGAUGUGACCUUGCUCGUAUGUUCGGUAUCGAAGGACAACUUGAGGAUCUUCAAAGAUCAGAGUGGAAACUGGUCUAUGUAGAUCAUGAAAAUGACAUUCUAUUGGUCGGAGAUGAUCCGUGGGAUGAAUUCGUGAAUUGUGUUCAGAGCAUAAAGAUACUAUCAUGUGUUGAGGUGCAGCAGAUGAGUUUAGACGGUGAUUUGGGUAACGGGCCGAUCCCUAACCAAGCUUCUAGUGGUACCGACAGCGGCAAUGCAUGGAGAGGACACUAUGAUGACCAAUCUGCUGCCUCAUUCAAUCGAUAGGAUUUCAUGUUCAGACAUUCCACAUAAAGUCCAGACCAAAAAAUGCCCGAGAAAUCUCUGGCUGAAGCAUACAAUUACUGAUGCACCAUCGAGCUGGAUGGUGUAUUUUGCACUUACAACACUUCUAUGUUAACUACAGCAUGCGUAACUACAGCACGUCAAUGUUAACUUAUAUUUCUUUUUAGGAGCUGAGUUUCCGUCAUUAGUCUUCUGCAUAAUGUAGUACCAGAAUGGAGCUAGGAGCGGGAAGAUAAACUAUCGGCCCGUUAGGUAAAGCAUGGACCUGGUUUAUCUUGCGCCAUCGGCAUCGCCACCCGAUUUGUUUUCUUGCAACCUAAUUGUAAAGCUAGUGUUGUGAUAGAUGUAGUCGUUUUCUUGCGACCUUUUGUAACACUUUCAAUAUUUAUGUAAAUGCUAUGUAGCUCAUCAAGAUUUUCGGUAGCCUAGGUAAAGCUGUUUUUCUGUUGGCAAACAAUGGAAUUUUAGGUAUAGUUGAGUUUAAUGAAACUUUUCAGAUUAGUGUAAACAUGAUUUUGAGAAAUAUAAUUUUGAUUAAUUUCCGUUUUCCUUUUUA
Amaranthus tricolor (Joseph's coat) is the source of this 5089-nucleotide messenger RNA. Its product is annotated as auxin response factor 19-like. NCBI's taxonomy places the organism in Eukaryota, Viridiplantae, Streptophyta, Magnoliopsida, Caryophyllales, Amaranthaceae. The coding region runs from base 1279 to 4515 and encodes 1078 amino acids. The transcript is spliced from 13 exons. Gene Ontology annotation, cellular component: nucleus. The record is from RefSeq and is a predicted model, not a curated record. Gene Ontology annotation, molecular function: DNA binding; protein binding. Gene Ontology annotation, biological process: response to hormone; regulation of DNA-templated transcription.